This is a messenger RNA of Spea bombifrons (plains spadefoot toad), 2126 nucleotides long. It is a transcript of the gene KLHL40, whose product is annotated as kelch like family member 40. Gene Ontology annotation, cellular component: I band; A band. The transcript is spliced from 6 exons. Gene Ontology annotation, biological process: negative regulation of protein ubiquitination; negative regulation of proteasomal ubiquitin-dependent protein catabolic process; skeletal muscle fiber development. The coding region runs from base 160 to 1998 and encodes 612 amino acids. NCBI's taxonomy places the organism in Eukaryota, Metazoa, Chordata, Amphibia, Anura, Pelobatidae. Gene Ontology annotation, molecular function: protein binding. The record is from RefSeq and is a predicted model, not a curated record.
UACAAGCAAAAUAUUCAAAUGCUGGGUAGGAUAUCAGGUUGAACGUUGGGAAUCCUCCUCCAUUCUCCAAAGCUCGUUCCCUUUUUUUUGUUUGCGGCAGGUCACCGAGGCCCAGGGUCUGCGGGGAAGAAAGAGAUCGAAGGUAGGAAGAUAUCAAAAAUGGCGCUGCCCGUCCAACAGGCUGAAGAGUUACGUCUCUAUCAGCAAACAUUGCUACAAGAUGGGCUGAAGGACAUGCUGGACCAUAACAAAUUCAUAGACUGUGUCCUGAAGAUCAAGGAGAAGGAAUUCCCCUGCCACCGGCUCGUGCUGGCAGCCUGCAGUCCCUACUUCCGAGCGAUGUUCCUUUCCGAUUUGGACGAGAGCAAGAAAAAGGAAAUCGACCUCGAAGAUGUGGACCCAGAUGUGAUGGAGAAGAUCCUUCACUAUAUCUACACUUCCGAAAUUGAAAUCACAGAGGCCAACGUACAGGAUAUAUUUUCUGUAGCCAACAUGUUCCAGAUCCCUUCGAUAUUCACGGUAUGCGUCUCGUUCCUCCAGAAGAAGUUAUGUCUCAGCAACUGCCUGGCCAUAUUUCGACUGGGUCUCAUGUUGGAUUGUCCUCGAUUGGCCGUGUCGGCCCGGGAUUUCUUGUGCGACCGCUUCAGUCUCAUCUCGAGGGAUGAAGAGUUUGGCCAACUGUCCCCCGACGAGCUGAUAGCAAUUAUUUCCAGCGACACUCUCAACGUGGAGAAGGAAGAAGAAGUGUUCGAGGUGGUUAUGAAAUGGGCUUCCAAAGACCAGGAGAACCGCGUUAAGGCCUUGCCGGUCGUCUUUGAAAGCAUACGCUUCCGCCUCAUAUCCCCAGACUAUAUCAAGAGCAAGGUUGAGAAGAAUGACUUGGUCAAGUCCAAUAAAGAACUUUUGAAAAAACUUCAAAUGGUCAAAGAGGCUGGGGAAGGAAAACUUCCCGUCUUAAAAAAGAAAUCCCCUCCCAAAGAGGGAAAAGACGGGGAGCCGGUGGUGAACGGGGACGUGGAGGAAGACGAAGAUGUUCUACCCGGAAUUUUGAAUGACACUCUACGAUUCGGAAUGUUCUUAAAGGAUCUAAUAUUUAUGAUAAGCGACACGGGGGCCGUGGCCUACGAUCCCAGCGGCAAUGAGUGCUUUUUUGCCUCACUCUCAGCCCAGAUCCCCAAAAAUCACGUCAGUCUGAUAACUAAAGAAAACCAGAUCUUCGUGGCUGGUGGAAUUUACUAUAACGAGGAUAAUAAGGACGAGCCAUUGAGUUCCUACUUCCUACAGUUUGACCACCUGGACUCGGACUGGUUGGGGAUGCCGCCCGUGCCAUCCGCAAGAUGUCUCUUUGGUCUCGGAGAAUCCGAAAACUCCAUCUACCUGAUCGGUGGGAAGGAGCUGAAGGAAGGAGAGCAGACUUUGGACUCUGUUUUAUGUUACGACCGACCAUCAUUUAAAUGGGGGGAAUCGGACCCUCUGCCCUACCAAGUGUACGGACACUCCGUGGUGUCACAUGACAACCUGGUUUAUGUCAUCGGUGGGAAAGGAAACAACAAGAAGUGCCUGAACAGGUUAUGCGUCUACAACCCCAAGAAGUUUGAGUGGAAGGACGUGGCCCCGAUGAAAACGGCUCGGUCGCUGUUUGGAGCCACUUUUCACAACGGGAAAAUCAUUGUAGCUGCUGGGGUUACCGACACCGGCCUGACCAACACCGUCGAAGCCUACGACAUAAAGACCAACAAGUGGGAAGAGUUCGCGGAGUUUCCGCAGGAACGGAGCUCGCUCAGCCUCGUCAGCAUGGCCGGGACACUUUUUGCCAUUGGAGGUUUCGCCACGAUGGAGAGCGAGACGGAGGAGCUCGUGCCAACAGAGCUCAAUGAUAUCUGGAGAUACGACGAAGAAGAGAAGAAAUGGGAAGGUAUCCUGAAAGAAAUCCGAUAUGCAUCCGGCGCCACCUUCCUCGCCGCUCGUCUGAAUAUUCUCCGACUGACAAAAAUGUAAAAAAUCUCACACAAGGCUUUGAUUUAUCCCAAAACCACAAUAUUCUUCAGUGCAUUCAAUAAAGGGUUAAAACAUUAGCAUAGCGGUUCUGAGAGUUAAUCCGCGAGAAACCAGUGGCCAUGCAAAAA